UCUAAAACACAAUGAUCGUUACUGUUUUAACCCUAUAUAGCGGCUAGGACGCUUGUAGGCCUUAGUGAGAGCUGUGCUUCUUUUAUGAUUAUGUAUGUCGGGGGCGGGAGCAGCAAAUUAGCGUUUCAAUUUACCCGUAUAUAACGAAUUAGGCAGUCACAAGACAAAAGAAAGUGCAGUAUGGGGAUCCCUAGAAAAGAACUAGGUAUCACCGGCACCGUUUUGUUCGCUCUGCUCUGGACAACACCUCAUGCAGAAACACGUGUGUACCCAAGACUGAUUGAAGGUAGGGCUGAUGACGGCGACUUGUUGCUGAACAUCCAUACGGGCCUGACUCUUCACCUUCGCAAAAGUUCUAUACUCGCAAGAGACUUCUUCCUUACAUCAGCCUCUGGCAUUGAAACACACAGCAUAAUUCUGAACGGGUCGGAACUCGAGCGCGACUUGUACCACGACACGGAGCAGCGUUCUUCGAUUAUCGUAAGGCGAAAGGAAAACGGCGUGGAGGUGAGAGGAAUCUUGAACGAUCAACUCAGGAUUACGCCGGCUGUUCUUUCCCAACGUUCCGAUGAAGGUCUCAUUCCUCAUGAUGUAUUUACAGUCGAAGAAAGAUCAAGCACUCCUGCGAAUUCAUCUGGACUUUCUACGAAUGAUACGUGCGCAAAGGACCACACGAAAAGUGCUGUGAAAACAAGUAUAAGUAACUGUACCAGUGAGUUUGUUGUCGAAAUGUGCGUGGUAGCAGGGCCCACAUAUUGGAGCGUGUUCAAUAAAACUGAGGAUCUCGUCACCUAUGUAGCGACGGGAAUGAAUGCGGCUAACUUCUGGUUCACUGACAUGGAGAAACCGGCGGUCAAGUUGCAGCUUAAUCGAAUUAUCCAAUAUGAGAACGAUUCCAUAGCUGGCAGAAAUAUCUGUGGACCAACACUCUACGAGCUGAACAACCACAACACCUGUGCGGCAGACAUACUUGACGCAUUGAAUGCCACCGUAGACCUGAAAAAUGAAUGCGGUUUGGAAGGUUGCGACCUACUUUUGCAGCUUACCAGAGGCAACCUUGCGAUGGAGGUCAACGGCACAUGUAUCAACAGGAAAGUUCAAGGUGUGGCUAAUUUGGGCGGCGUUUGCACAAACUACAGUGCUGCAGUUGUAGAAGACGAGCCACUGCUCUACAGCGGAGUAUCUACGA
Molecule: messenger RNA, 1189 nt
Organism: Rhipicephalus microplus (southern cattle tick)
Lineage: Eukaryota; Metazoa; Arthropoda; Arachnida; Ixodida; Ixodidae
Product: venom metalloproteinase antarease TserMP_A
Biological process (GO): membrane protein ectodomain proteolysis
Molecular function (GO): metalloendopeptidase activity
Source: RefSeq, a predicted model, not a curated record